AUGUUGAAUAGUUUGGGCACACCUCGUGACCGAUGGGAUGUCUGUGCUUCGGACAUCGCCAGGCGUACUCACAAUCCUAUCAGGGCUAUUGUCGAGAAUAUUGUCGUGGAGCCAAAUCCAAAUAAAAAGCUGAUAGCACUUUCUAUCGGUGACCCAACUACUUUCGGGAAUUUGAAGCCCCCGAGAGAAGUUAUCGAGGCGUUGCAGCAAAGUGUCGCUUCCUUUGAGUUUAAUGGAUACGCACCCAGCACAGGCCAUCAAAUAGCGCGAGAAGCUGUCGCGGAAUAUUGUUCAACAGAGAAUCUCAAAGUGGAAGCUAAAGAUGUGAUAUUGUGUAGUGGGUGUUCAUGUGCGUUAGACUUAUGUAUAACAGUACUUGCAAAAGAAGGGCAGAAUAUUCUGAUACCGAGACCAGGAUUCUCUCUAUACCGGACACUUGCCGUUGGACUGGGUGUGGGAGUCAGAGCUUACAAUCUUUUGCCGGAUCUCGGGUGGGAGAUAGACCUCGAUCAUCUCGCAUCGCUAGUUGACGAGAGGACUGCUGCAAUCAUUGUAAAUAAUCCUUCAAAUCCUUGCGGGUCUGUCUACAGUCGUCAUCACCUGUUGGAUAUUAUUGACGUCGCUGCUAAGUAUCAUGUUCCAAUUAUUGCCGAUGAAAUUUACGAGCACAUGGUCUUCCCUGGACGAACCUUUUACCCAAUGGCCUCUCUGUCGACAGAAGUACCAAUCCUCUCAUGCAGCGGAUUAGCCAAAAGGUUUCUGGUCCCCGGAUGGCGGAUGGGAUGGGUAAUAAUUCACGACCGACAAAAUAUAUUCAAUAAUGAGAUACGCAACGGUUUACAAAGUUUGAGCCAAAGAAUAAUUGGAAGCAGUACAAUAAUUCAAGGAGCAUUACCGGGAAUACUUAAAAACACGCCUCAAAGAUUUUUCGACGACGUUACCAAGCUGCUAUACAACCACUCGAUAACGACGUUCAAUCUUAUUAAGGAGAUUCCUGGACUGAAGCCAAUUAUGCCUGAUGGAGCGAUGUACAUGAUGGUGCACAUAGACUUAGAGUCCUUCCCGGAAUUUAAUACUGAGGUUGAUUUUGUCGAGCGUCUAUUGAUGGAAGAGUCUGUUUUCUGCUUGCCUGGAGGUUGUUUUGAUUUACCUUCCUACAUAAGAUUGGUAAUAACAGUACCAGUAGAAAUGCAAGAAGAAGCCUGUAAGAGGAUCCACGACUUUUGUUAUCGGCACCAUUGCAAGACACAAAAUCUAAUAAGAAAUUCUAUCGAGGGCGUCGAGAUACCUUAUUAA
Molecule: messenger RNA, 1296 nt
Organism: Cotesia congregata
Lineage: Eukaryota; Metazoa; Arthropoda; Insecta; Hymenoptera; Braconidae
Source: the annotation of a GenBank genome assembly